ACAGUUUUCCGCUGACAGUGUAGCUUCUGUUCUCAAACCCAUAACUGAAAAACGCCAGAGAGAGAAGGAUGUUCACGUUUUAUGUGCUCUUGGAUCUUCUCUUUAGAGCCACUGGCACUCUGCUCUCCACAAACCCCGGACACAAUGUGACUUUACCAUGCUUCUAUAACUCCAGUGCCAAAAAUCUGUGUUGGUACAAGCAGGUUGCAGGGGAACAACCUCAAAUCAUAUCCUCUUUCUACAAAUAUUCACCUGACUCCAACAAAUUCUACAACCAGUUCCAAGACAACAGUCGCUUUUCAGUUAGUACUGGGGAAGGGUUCUACCAUCUGAACAUAUUUAAUGUCCAGGACUCAGAUUCAGCUAUGUACUACUGUGGACACACCAGUGGUAUUGUCACAGAAUUUAACAAUGGAACGUUUUUGGUUUUAACAGAGUCCAGUCGAAGGAUGUUGAUCCAGCAGCCGGCGUCCGACUCCGUGAAGCCAGGCCAAUCUGUCACUCUCAACUGCACGCUCCACACUGGAACCAGCGACACAGAACACAGUGUUUACUGGUUCAAAAGGGAUAAUUCUAGAAACUCCCAUCUGGGAAUUAUGUACAUCUACACACACAACCGCAGUCAGUGUGAACAGAGCCUGGGAUCGGAGUUUCCUGCACGGAGCUGUGUGCACACGUUAUCAAAGAGGAAUGUGAGCGUGUCGGAUGCUGGGACGUACCACUGUGCUGUGGCUUCAUGUGGAGAGAUACUGUUUGGGAAAGGAAUGAGACUGGAUGUUGAAGAGAAACAGGAUGACAUUUCCUCGGUCUUCAUGCAUUGCAUGGUUGCAGCUCUGCUUGUGUCUGUUUUCUUGAACAUCACCCUAAUCGGCAUGCUCUGCAAAAUGUCCAGGAGAAAGGGGCUUCAUUCUGAAGAGCUGCCACCCCACUCCAUUGUCCCAGAAAACACUGCUAACAGUCAGAGUGAGGAAUCUGAUGCUUCGCAGUACAUAGCUCUGGACUUCAAAGAGAUGCAAGGCAAGAGGAGAAGACAGAGGAGCACAGAAGAAGAAGAGGAGACGAUUUACUCUGGAGUUAAACUGUCCCAGCUGAAGUGAUUGUUCCUGUUUGAAGCUAGGGGUAUACGGUUUUCGGGAAAAGGCAACGAAAAAGCGCCAACAUUUGUAAAUUAGGGCUGUCAAUCGAUUCAAAUAAUAACCAUAAAAAUCAACAAUAUAACCUAACAUACUGAGGAAAUGAAUUAAAAAGUGUUUUGAGAAGAAGAUUUGUAAAUAAAUGUUCCAAUCAAUGAUCCAGGCACUGCUUUCUCGUUUCCCUCCUUCAUUUUACAGUCGAAUAGUGGCUAGAGCGGCUCCGGGUCAAAGGUCAACAUGGAAUGGAUUCAUCUGCAUUAUUUUUUCUCUGAUAAAUUGAUUUCACUUAACGCAUUAUUUUGACAGCCCUAUUGAAAAUACAUCCCUCUUCAUGCAGCUGUGCCCUCUCUGUCCUAAGCCCCUCUUCAUACAGUAACCUGUACAAGUAGUCUUUCAUUUCAUUGUGAUAUCCGUGCAUUUAGCAACAGUUCUACAUAAGAAUUAACGUCCUGAUUUAUUUGCAAACUUGUGGGCCUGUAAAGCCCUUUGAGGUGACAUAGUGUGGUUUGAGGCUCAGGCUUCGUCUUGGGUGGUAUUGAUUUUUUCAUACCUUCUUGACAUGUUUUUCCCCCUGGGGUAUAUGGUAUCACUUUAAAAAAAAAAAAAGUUUUUUGAAAGUCUGUCUUUUUUUGGGGUUGCCUUGUGUAGGCAGUUAUUGCCAGUGCUGGAUGAGCAGCUUUUUUCUGCAGUAAUUUCUGUCUGAAAGAAUGUGCAUUCACAUCUGCAUAGAACAGCCAAAAGGAACGCUCUCUCCCUCUCUCUCUCUCUCUGAAAUGACCUGUGAUUGGCCAAAAGCUCUUUUUAAGGGCUAGAUUUUCUAAAGCCUUAAAAAGUGAUCUAAGCGAUGUUGGGUAACUGUAACUGUUUUAACGAACUGUUUUCUACGCUUUUUAUUUAUUCAUAUUCAUAUAUGACAUACGUAAUUUAUGAGUUGAAAAAAGCAGAUAUUAUG
Etheostoma cragini (Arkansas darter) is the source of this 2085-nucleotide messenger RNA. RefSeq lists its product as uncharacterized. Lineage: Eukaryota; Metazoa; Chordata; Actinopteri; Perciformes; Percidae. The coding region runs from base 69 to 1097 and encodes 342 amino acids. The record is from RefSeq and is a predicted model, not a curated record. Gene Ontology annotation, biological process: response to bacterium. The transcript has 6 exons.